Cynara cardunculus var. scolymus (artichoke) is the source of this 1151-nucleotide messenger RNA. Its product is annotated as protein Dr1 homolog. The record is from RefSeq and is a predicted model, not a curated record. Lineage: Eukaryota; Viridiplantae; Streptophyta; Magnoliopsida; Asterales; Asteraceae. The transcript has 5 exons. The coding region runs from base 386 to 859 and encodes 157 amino acids. Gene Ontology annotation, molecular function: protein heterodimerization activity.
UCAACUUCAUGGAUCUCAACCCCACUCUCAUCCCUCAGUCGCGUGUCUCUCACGAUCCCCUAAACGCCUUCCGAUUCACGUGGGCCAUCACACCCACGGUCUCAAGCGCGCGUGGACAAUCCGUUUCCUGGGAUGAUUUUGCCCUAGUCGCCUGCGAACGUCCCCCUCUAUAUCGAGAGCUAUCAUGCUUCAUCGUUUUCAUCUCCGAUCCUUGUUUUCCGAUCCGAAUGGAAUUGAUUUAAUUCGGUCUGCGGUACGUAGUUCGUUUGAUUCGCGAUUUUGAUUUUCUUGAUCUGUAAUUUAAUGUUCGAGAGAUGCAAUUGUACCGAAAUUUGAUUUAGAUCUGGUGAUUACGUGUUUUGUCCGUUGAUUCGUUGCGAAAGGAAUGGAACCUAUAGAUAUUGUUGGCAAGACGAAAGAGGAUGCUUCGCUCCCAAAAGCUACCAUGACGAAGAUUAUCAAGGAAAUGUUGCCUCCAGAUGUCCGUGUUGCAAGAGAUGCUCAAGAUCUGUUGAUCGAGUGUUGUGUAGAGUUCAUUAAUCUGAUUUCAUCUGAGUCAAAUGAAGUGUGCAGCAGAGAAGAUAAAAGAACAAUUGCACCAGAACAUGUACUCAAGGCAUUAGAUGUUCUUGGUUUUGGGGAAUACAUAGAAGAAGUUUAUGCUGCAUACGAACAACACAAACUUGAAACGAUGGAGACGGUGAGAGGUGGAAAGUGCACAAACAGAGCAGAGAUGACGGAAGAAGAAGCAUUAGCAGAGCAGCAGAGGAUGUUUGCGGAGGCACGGGCUAGGAUGAAUGGUGUUGCAAAUGUUGGUAAACAAGCGGAAGUUGAUCCUAGUUUGGAAGCCAAAUCGUAGAACCAAGAAAGCUUAGCUUAGCUGAUCUUAAAUAGGUAAGCUUCUCUUUUCUCUAAUCAUGUACAAAGUCCUCAUGGCUUACUUCUCUCUUUCAUUUGUUGGUAUGUUAAGAGUAAUCUGUACCUUUUUAAUUUGUCUAUAAGUUUAGUGUAAUUAGUAGUAAAGAUUUUAGUCUUACAUUUUGCAGGUAGAUUUUGUGAUUUCUCAAAUGAAAUAGAUGGUGACUUGUUUGUUUCUGUGUCUGUUCUUUGUACAUGAAAAUUAUUUAGAACUUGUAAGAGCCAUUUGGUUC